This is a messenger RNA of Penicillium lagena, 1170 nucleotides long. RefSeq names its product Btp1. The transcript is spliced from 4 exons. NCBI's taxonomy places the organism in Eukaryota, Fungi, Ascomycota, Eurotiomycetes, Eurotiales, Aspergillaceae. Bases 1 to 1170 code for a protein of 389 amino acids. The record is from RefSeq and is a predicted model, not a curated record.
AUGGGUGGUCCUCAAAAUAUACCAGACAGCGCAUUCCCCUUCCCCGGCGCUGGGCCUCCUCCGAAAGGCGUGACGCCUAACUUCACCAACCCGCCCAGCAUUGGCUGGAAGUUCGAGGCGGCAGCCUGGCCGCUCUGGACCAUUGGGUUUAUCUUUGUGCUUCUGCGUCUCUACUCCGGUAUUCAUACCGGUCAAGGCAGGAUCAAGUGGGAUAAUGUGUUCAUGGCAUUUGCUAUUGUGCUUGCUCUGGCACGAGUUAUCAUCUUGACAGUCGAGGUCGAAAAGUAUGGUAUGGGACGACAUGUUUGGAACCUACCGCGGCCAUGGAUGACUAUUCAUCGUUCGAUUAUCUAUAUUGGGGACAUGUUCUAUCUGCCAUCGAUGAUGUUCGCCAAGCUGUCUAUAUUGUUGGUCUACAAGCGGUUGUUUGGGAUUAGCAGGUCACUGCGCAUGGUUGUAUACUUCAUGAUGGGACUCAUGGUAGUCUACACCGUGGUCAUGCUAUUUAUCUACGGAUUCAACUGCAGACCCCCCUACGAGUACUGGGGCUGGCAUAUGACCAUGGAUGUAGCCUGGACUGAGUCACACUGCUUCGACUUUCCAACGAUGAACCUUGGCAUGGGUGGUGUGAACAUUAUCACUGACACGGUCAUUCUACUGCUGCCAAUGCCGUUCGUCUGGAAGCUACAGUUGCGGCCCAUGCAGAAGUUCGGUCUAUGUCUCGUGUUCGGCGCAGGUGCAUUUACUGUGGCUGCUUCCUGCGUGCGUGAAUACUUCGUCUACGCAACGGAGAGAAAUGCAGACCAGUCGUAUAACGAGGUCAUCCAGACUACCUGGCUGACUGUCGAGCUGAUGGUUGGCAUCAUCGCCGUGUCUCUGCCUGCCAUCGGGCCCGUCUACCAGAAGGUGAUCCGCGAUUCGCGCAUUGGCACAUCUCUGCGCAAUCUGUUGUCGCGACUCACACCGUCGAAGAAUUCUUCGCAGGCAAGCCACAAUAGUCGAGCGCCUCGCAUUUCAACCAUGGCAUUCACAGGGCAAAGGAGCUGGCUGCAUACUACCCAGUCCCAUUCCAGCGCUGGCAGCGGCAUUGUCCCGCUAACCAACAACUAUAGUCGAUCAGGUGAAUAUGCACGGUCUCCUGCGGAUCCGACAUUGGCUACGCAAGUGUAG